AGGACGUCGUCGGCGUGUUGCUCGAUGCUGCACCGGCGAAGAACAAAUCGAUCCGUAGCUCCAACUACAGCGAGUUGGAAGACGCGGCUUUGAUCAAUGCGUGGGAGUCGGUGUCGAUCGAUGCCGUAACCGGCACCGAUCAAACCGGCAAGCGCUAUUGGCAAAGGAUUGAGGAUGCAUUCUUCCAUGCCAUGCCGCGCAAUGCUACAACGGCGCCACGCAGCUACCGAUCGUUGCAAGGUCGUUGGGAUGUGAUCAAGAACGCGGUGAGCCGUUGGAGUGGGUGCCUCGAGCAAGUGAGGAAUGCCCCUCCUAGCGGCACCAACAUCGACGAUUGGGAUCGCAUUGCAAUGGAGAGGUACAAGCAAAUGCCCGCUUCGAAAGGAAGAGCAUUUGCGCUACACCAUUGUUGGAAAUUGCUUGAGUUUAGUGAGAAAUGGAAGCUGCGGGACAAAGAAGCACCACCGGCCAAGGGUGCAUUGUCACAAUUGGAUGACAAUGAGGAUGAUGUGCUCACACACAAGAAGAACUCCGGGAGGCCGGAUGGAAACAAGAGCGCGAAAGAGAAGCUAAGGAGGCAAGCCGAGGCUGCGGGGUUGAGGGAGAAGAUUGACGAGAUGAUGAAGUCCAAGGAGCAUUUGGUGAACAAGGCAUUGGAAACAAAAAUGUUGAUCAUGGAAAGGAAAAGCCAAGAGAAGCAAGCCAAGUGGGAGCUACUCCGGCAAGAUGAGCUGCGCAAGGCUGCCGUCGAGGAGAAGAGGGCUAAUGCCGAUGAGAAGCGCGCCAUGGCCGAGCUCAUUGCGGAGGAGAACAAGGUGAUGAUGAUGAACCCCGGCAACAUGGAUGAGCUCACAAAGGAAUGGUGGAAUCUAUCUAGGAUGGAGAUCUUGGCAAGAAGAAGAGAAGCGGCGGAGGCUCGCGCUGCUGCAGAGGAGGCAGCUCGUGCGGCGGCAAGUGGUGGUGGUGGCGGCGGCGGCGGCGUCGAUGACACGGUGACGCGUGGUGGUGCAUGA
Messenger RNA from Lolium rigidum, 1013 nucleotides. RefSeq lists its product as uncharacterized. The coding region runs from base 192 to 1013 and encodes 273 amino acids. The record is from RefSeq and is a predicted model, not a curated record. Lineage: Eukaryota; Viridiplantae; Streptophyta; Magnoliopsida; Poales; Poaceae. The transcript is spliced from 2 exons.